Messenger RNA from Priceomyces carsonii, 465 nucleotides. It is a transcript of the gene MRPL36, whose product is annotated as mitochondrial 54S ribosomal protein bL31m. Gene Ontology annotation, cellular component: mitochondrial large ribosomal subunit. The transcript has a single exon. Gene Ontology annotation, biological process: mitochondrial translation. The coding region runs from base 1 to 465 and encodes 154 amino acids. Gene Ontology annotation, molecular function: structural constituent of ribosome. NCBI's taxonomy places the organism in Eukaryota, Fungi, Ascomycota, Pichiomycetes, Serinales, Debaryomycetaceae. The record is from RefSeq and is a predicted model, not a curated record.
AUGUUUUCAAGGAACAAAUAUGUCUUGAAUAAUAAUGUGCUCAAGACUUUCCAAAGGAAUAUAGCAAUGAAAGGAGAUGUACACUUAUCCAGCAGAAGAGUGAUGAGAAAAAUUAAAAUGGGAAAAGCUAGACCAGCAAUAUUUCAUCAAUUUGAUACUUUAGUUGAGCUUAGCGACGGCUCCGUUAUCAAGCGUAGAUCACAGGCUCCAAAAGAUGAAAUCAGAAUGAUCAGCGAUAUAAGGAACAGUACCUUGUGGAAUCCUAAUAGGUCUGAUCUCGUUACAAUAGACCCUAAUGCUACCGGUAAGGUUAAUAAGUUCAAGCUGAAAUUUUCUUCUUUUGAGGCUGAGGAGCCUGGAAAGGACUCAAAAGAAGAUGAUUAUGUGACUUUGAUGGCGCAUGAUGCAACAGAAGUCCAGAAAGGAGGAAAGUUGUUUGAUAAGAAACAAAACAAAAAGAAGUAA